AUGGAUUAUUACUACUAUAAUCACUCCUGGCCUGAAGAUCCAGGGUAUCUAUUCCCAGUGCCAGUCCUCACAGGGAUAACUGUUACUUGCAUAUUCCUGUUCACCAUCGGGAUAUUUGGGAACAUCAUGACUAUGUUGGUGGUAUCCAAGUACAAAGAUAUGAGGACUACAACCAAUCUAUAUUUGUCUAGUAUGGCUUUUUCAGACCUGCUCAUCUUUGUGUGCAUGCCACUUGACCUGUACAGACUAUGGCAGUAUCGACCCUGGAAUUUUGGAAGCCUCUUGUGUAAACUCUUCCAGUUUAUCAGUGAAAGUUGCACUUACUCCACGAUCCUCAAUAUCACUGCCCUUAGUGUGGAGAGGUAUUUUGCCAUCUGUUUUCCUCUGAAAGCCAAGGUGGUCAUCACUAAGGGCAGGGUAAAGCUGGUCAUCUUUGUGCUGUGGGCAGUGUCUUUUGUCAGUGCUGGACCCAUCUUUGUCUUGGUUGGGGUUGAACAUGAGAAUGGUACCAAUCCCCUUGAGACAAAUGAAUGUAAAGCUACAGAGUAUGCUGUGAAGUCUGGUCUGCUCACUAUCAUGGUCUGGACAUCCAGUGUCUUCUUCUUCCUACCAGUCUUCUGCCUCACGGUUCUUUACAGUCUUAUUGGAAGAAAACUGUGGAGGAGGAAGCGGGAUACUAUAGGACCAAGUGCCUCCCACAGGGACAAGAAUAACAAACAGACUGUAAAAAUGCUGGCUGUCGUGGUAUUUGCCUUCAUCCUGUGUUGGUUGCCCUUCCACGUGGCACGCUACUUGUUUUCCAAGUCUUUUGAAGCUGGAUCCUUGGAAAUCGCUCUGAUAAGUCAAUACUGUAACUUGGUUUCUUUGUGCUUUUCUACCUGA
Messenger RNA from Staurois parvus, 882 nucleotides. NCBI's taxonomy places the organism in Eukaryota, Metazoa, Chordata, Amphibia, Anura, Ranidae. The record is from the annotation of a GenBank genome assembly.